Pecten maximus is the source of this 993-nucleotide messenger RNA. RefSeq lists its product as uncharacterized. The transcript has 2 exons. NCBI's taxonomy places the organism in Eukaryota, Metazoa, Mollusca, Bivalvia, Pectinida, Pectinidae. Bases 138 to 938 code for a protein of 266 amino acids. The record is from RefSeq and is a predicted model, not a curated record.
GAGAGAGAGAGAGAGAGAGCGAGAGAGAGCCUACAAGUAGAAAAGUUUGACGGUGCAGAAUCAUACCCAUUCCGGUAUUUAGCCAAACCCCUUUCUAAACCGGAAGUCAAUUGUGUACACAACACGACAGCACAAUCAUGAGAACAAAGAGUCUAGAACUAACAUGCUACCUAGUGCUAUGUCUGCUUGAUACUACGCUACAAUGCAGGUUCAAUCAAAUGAAAAAAACUGUCGUUUGUGAUGGGGAGGAAGGCAAUGUCUACCUAAGCGCAAAAAGAACCAAACUCAUUAGAUCAAUAACGCUUGUAAAUUGGAACACUGGACUCUCACUGUCGGUUAACAACGUUUAUGGAUCACUGAAAAAAAUUAUUCUACACAGCGAUAAUAGGUCACUGAUUGAUUGCGACAAGAUGCCGAAUGGUGUGAGAGUAGAGGACAACGAUGGCAUUGUGAUCUGUACAGAAAACCCCACAGAGGAGACCCCCAAGGCACACACACAGAUAAGCACACAGACCACUGCACAAAGAAACAAACAGACAAACACACAGAGCACCACACAAACAAACACACGAGCUACCACACAAACAAACAAACUGAUAAAGACACAAGCUACCACACAAACAAACAAACAGACUAACCCGCUGAGCACCACACAAACAAACACACAGGCUACCACACAAACAAACAAACUGAUAAAGACACAAGCUACCACACAAACACCCUCACAAGCUACCGCACAGACAAACACACCCUCAGAAACUACCGCACAGACGGACAAAUACACAGGCCACUACACAGACAGAUGGAUGACAGUACCUAUGGACAAACAGACAACAGCCCAUGAGUCGGAGACAACAGACGAACAGCACAAGCAAGAUCCCUCAAAAACAUGGUUUAUAAUUGGCAUUAUUGGAGGUAAAAGUCAUUUUAUAUUUUGAACUAUAUAUAUAUAUGAGUUUAAAUGUUAUAAUGAUUUCCAAUGGUAAAGUUUAA